This is a messenger RNA of Ipomoea triloba (trilobed morning glory), 1227 nucleotides long. RefSeq lists its product as uncharacterized. The transcript has 4 exons. The record is from RefSeq and is a predicted model, not a curated record. The coding region runs from base 1 to 1227 and encodes 408 amino acids. NCBI's taxonomy places the organism in Eukaryota, Viridiplantae, Streptophyta, Magnoliopsida, Solanales, Convolvulaceae.
AUGAAGUUGGAAGCAUUGGUUAAUGAUCUAAGGCGUAAUGAAGUAUUUGGGACCAUAAGAGCAAUUGUAUACACAAUUAAAUUCCAAAAGCGUGGAUUGCAUCAUGCUCAUAUUUUGCUCUGUUUGGACUCAAAGGACAAAAAUUUUGAUGGCGAUGACAUUAAUAAUAUCAUCUCUACUGAAAUACCAAAUCAACAAACAGAUCCUAAAUACUACAGUGCAGUAUGUGAUUUUAUGGUUCAUGGACCAUGUGGUAUUGUGAGACUUAACUCUCCGUGCAUGUUUAACGGACGUUGCUCUAAGAGUUUUCCAAAGAAGUUUGUAGAUGUUACAUCUGUUGGUGAAGAUGGGUAUUCGAUAUUUAGGCGUAGAGACAACGGUAGGACAGUCAUGAAGGCUGGUGUUGAACUUGACAACAGAUAUGUGGUUCCAGACAACUGUUACCUCUUGCUUAAGUACGGUGCUCAUAUAAAUGUUGAGUGGUAUAACCAAUCUCGAUCUAUCAAAUAUCUAUUCAAGUACGUAAACAAAGGCAACGAUCGAGUUACAGCUUCUUUUUAUCAAAGUGCUACAGAUAAACAAUAUGGGACAACUAUUGAUGAGGUCAAAAUGUAUUACGAUUGUAGAUAUGUAUCGCCUUGCGAAGCUUCUUGGAGGAUAUUAGGUUUUGAAAUACAAUACAUAUAUCCUCAUGUAGAGCGCUUGAGUUUUCACAUGCCAAAUGAACAAAGCAUUUAUUUUGAUGAGAAUGCUCCAAUCGAUGUCAUUGUAGAACGACAUACGGUAAAACAUAGCAUGUUUCUGGCUUGGCUUGAGGCAAACAAAAAAUACCCUGAGGCAAAGCAACUAACUUAUGCAGAGAUGCCAACAAAGUUCGUUUGGAAACAAGCAACAAGAGAAUUUGUUCCAAGACAACGAGGAUUUUCAAUUGGUAGAGUUUUAUAUGUUCCUCCUGGAAGUGGUGAGAUCUUUGACAGUGCUUGCAAAUCAUAUUCAAAUGUUGAUUUACUAGUUGAUGUGCACACGCCUGAAUUUUUGAAUGGGAUCAAGUGUUCUGGUGUGCCUAAUCAUGAACUCAGGUUGAAAUGUAAAAGGGAAUGCUUCAUCCAAAAGAUUAAAGAUGAAGAAGGCGAAGGGUGCAACAUCCAUGGAUCUCUAGAGGUCAAUAAGGUUGCUGGAAAUUUUCAUUUUUCUCCUGGCAAAAGUUUUCAUCACUCAAAUGUUUAG